GGAGAACAAAGGAGGAGAUCAUUAAUGUACUGUAGGAGGGUGGAUGACCUGGAAAACUCUAGGGUAGCAAAGCAACAAGAUUGUUGGCAGCAGUUAGUGGAGCCUAGAUUCCUUGCACUGCAUCCAGCUGGGUUUAAGGCACGCUAAUGGACUGACAUGUCAGGCCCUCUGACAUCCUUCCCUGCCUCAGUCUACUGCUUUCUCCUCCUCAUUUUUGUGAUCUCAACAGUCUUCCACUUUGAACUUCGACUCUCGAAGUUGUCCAUAGUAUGUGAAGAGCCACCACUCCUUGAGACUCCAGCCCCUACAAACUUCCACCAUGAUGGCUUCUGGACAGUGCUUUCUCAAGGCCGCCUAGGAAACCAGAUAGGUCAGUAUGCUGGCCUCUAUGCACUAGCAAAACUCAAUAGGUAUCAGGCCUAUAUCUCACCUCAGAUGCAUAAUUUCCUCGCUCCCUUGUUCCGCAUCACCCUUCCUGUUCUCCCAGACAGUGUGGCUAAGAACAUACCUUGGCAAAACUACCACGUACAUGACUGGAUGUCAGAAGAAUAUCGUCAUAUUCAUGGUGCCUAUGUCCGUCUUAUGGGUUACCCCAAUUCCUGGACUUUCCACCGCCAUAUCAUAAAUGAGAUCCGCCGUGAAUUCACCUUGCAUGACCAUGUCCGAAAGGAAGCUCAGGCCUACCUCCACAGUAUACAGAAAAGCUCAGCCACCUUUGUGGGAGUUCAUGUCCGCCGAGGUGACUAUGUCCAUAUCAUGCCCCAGUGGAAGGGUGUCCUAGCACACAAAGGCUACUUGGAUCAAGCAAUGAAUUGGUUCAGAGCCCAUUACAAUAAUACCAUCUUUGUGGUCACCAGCAAUGGGAUGUCAUGGUGCCGGGAGAACAUUGACAACACCAAGGGAGAUGUGAUAUUUGCAGGGGAUGGAGUGGAGAGCUCUCCAGGGAAGGAUUUUGCUCUGUUGAUCCAGUGCAACCACACCAUCAUGACCAUUGGCACCUUUGGCCUCUGGGCUGCCUACCUCACAGGUGGUAUGACAGUCUAUUUGGCCAACUACACUCUUCCAGACUCACCCUACCUCGGAGAUUUCAAACCUGAGGCUACCUUCCUUCAUGAAUGGGUAGGAUUCCCAGCUGAUCUGUCACCCCUGCUGAAGCACUGAAUCCCGCUUUUUUCAGGCUCUAAUGCCAAAUUCAGACUAUGGUCCAAAUUAGUAUACUAUAAAGGUGGGUCUUGGGAAAAAGCAGGGAAUAUCUCUUCUCUCCUGGCUAUCUAAUCAUAUCAUAGGAGAGAAGCCUCAAUUUAAUGGGCAACCUUAUCCCACCCUCCAUACAAAGUUAAGAAGUGGAUUCACACAAUGCACUUGGUUAUAUAGAAUCAUACCGUGGCAGUUCUGGAAGAAGUCUUUGGGAUUAUUUAGGGUGGGCUAGGUGAUUAUUCUAAACUAAUAUGUCUUUAAACCCCACUAGGGGUUGAUAUACAUUAGUGGGAUAUAUAAAUUUAGAUCCUAGGUGGAUUGCGGCUAUUGUGAAAGGGCUGAAGUUGACCUGGUUCAAUGUGUCUUUGGAUGUUUUAAGAAAUGCUGUUAAUGAAAUCCUCUGGUGUUUAGGGGAUGAAUCAGGGACAUUGUGACCAACCUCAAGGUUUUUGAAAGACAGAAUUCUCUAAGCCCAAAGCUAGCUAAUGCUCGACAUUUCUUCAAGAGAGGACUCCCUACCGAUGGAUUUGGGUUUAGUUUGGGUUAGAGGGAAGUAAGAAUGAGUGGGCUUCACUUACCUGUCAGGUGAUACUAACAUUUGGAGGUCCUGAAGGGUUGAGGAGAAUGAGAAGUGGUCAGAAGGAUGACACAUGUCAGAUGGGUCACUGAAGGUAGUAGCAAUCAGAGGUGAAAUUUAUUGAUCACAGCAAUUAUUUUAUAUAGAAAGUGAUGUAAGCUAAAGGAUUAGGUUUACCUGAACAAUGGUCAGUAAUGAUUUGUAGUCUUAGUACAAUGACUUAAUUUACCUCACCGAAGCGAAGACAGAGUUUUCUAUAGGUUGAUAAUUUGAUAUGUAACCAUCUAAUCCAACUUCUCAGAGAAUGCAUACAUCAGAGGUUUUUUGGAAGAACAUUCAGUUUCUGUGGGGAGGGGUGGAAAGGAGGGACUGGGGGGCCUCAUGUGAUACUUAGGCUACAUGUUUGACUGUAUCUAACUUAUGGCUGGGAUUUUACUGGGGCCUACUCUCACUACUGCGGUCUACACUUAACUGUAAGAGUCUUUUGUUUCCUUAGGGAGUGGGACAAACAGUAAAGCCAAAAUUAUUUAGAAACCCUCUCCCCCAUCUAUAGCACUCAAAAAAGGUUAGGAGAUCUCAAACCAAAUGUAUAAAGAUGAAAACAAAUGUUUUCAAUCUUUUCUGACUUUGUGAAGUGGAAGAUUAUUUCCAUUUAUGGGAUCACAUUUUAUGAAAGCCAUUGACAAAAUGGAGAGUGUUCAAAGGGAGUCUGAAACUCAACAUAAAGUUAUACUGGUGACAAAGAUCAAAACACAAACUCAGAAGGAGACAACAAAGUCAAUGUUGCUGCAUCCUUUAUAAUUACAAUUUGAACCCUAGAACUAUAAUUCUCAGAACCCCUAUUUCCUUCUCAUGUUACAUACGUAAUGAGGAUAUAAAUUUUGUGUAACCCCGCCUCUUACUCUCUUCUUGUGAUUGUGGCAGCUGUGGACAUGGGCUUUUUGAGAAC
Messenger RNA from Monodelphis domestica (gray short-tailed opossum), 2723 nucleotides. RefSeq names its product galactoside alpha-(1,2)-fucosyltransferase 2-like. The record is from RefSeq and is a predicted model, not a curated record. Gene Ontology annotation, biological process: carbohydrate metabolic process. Gene Ontology annotation, molecular function: galactoside 2-alpha-L-fucosyltransferase activity. Lineage: Eukaryota; Metazoa; Chordata; Mammalia; Didelphimorphia; Didelphidae. Gene Ontology annotation, cellular component: membrane.